Molecule: messenger RNA, 639 nt
Organism: Onychomys torridus (southern grasshopper mouse)
Lineage: Eukaryota; Metazoa; Chordata; Mammalia; Rodentia; Cricetidae
Product: zinc finger matrin-type protein 2-like
Exons: 2
Coding region: 1-639 (212 amino acids)
Biological process (GO): mRNA splicing, via spliceosome
Cellular component (GO): U4/U6 x U5 tri-snRNP complex; spliceosomal complex
Molecular function (GO): nucleic acid binding; zinc ion binding
Source: RefSeq, a predicted model, not a curated record
AUGUGGCUUUCCUCCAUCUUGGCUGAUGACCUCAUCAAAAUAUGGCAUCGGCAGCAGGACAAAACCUUGGACUUUCGCCGAAAGUGGGACAAAGAUGAAUAUGAGAAGCUCGCAGAGAAGAGAUUCACAGAAGAGAGAGAAAAGAAGGAUGGAAAACCAGUGCAGCCCGUCAAGCGGGAGCUUCUUCAGCACAGAGACUACAAGGUGGACUUGGAGUCCAAGCUUGGGAAGACAAUUGUCAUUACCAAGACAACCCCACAGUCUGAAAUGGGAGGCUACUACCGCAAUGUCUGUGACUGUGUGGUGAAAGACUCCAUCAACUUCUUGGACCACAUUAAUGGAAAGAAACAUCAGCAAAACCUGGGUAUGUCUAUGCGUGUAGAACGCUCCACUCUGGAUCAGGUAAAGAAAUGUUUUGAGGUCAACAAGAAGAAGAUGGAAGAGAAGCAGAAAGAUUAUGAUUUUGAGGAAAGGAUGAAGGAACUCAGAGAAGAGGAGGAAAAGGCUAAAGCAUACAAGAAAGAGAAGCAGAAGGAGAAGAAAAGGAGGGCUGAGGAGGACUUGACGUUUGAGGAGGAUGACGAGAUGGCAGCUGUGAUGGGCUUCUCUGGCUUUGGCUCCGCCAAGAAGAGUUACUGA